AGUGGCGUGCGGGGGACCCUGCCCCGGCGGGGCCGGCGCGGCGCGGGGAGAUGAACGGCUUCAGCACGGAGGAGGACAGCCGCGAAGGGCCCCCUGCCGCCCCCGCCGCCGCCCCGGGCUACGGCCAGAGCUGCUGCCUCAUCGAGGACGGCGAGCGCUGCGUCCGGCCCGCGGGCAACGCCUCCUUCAGCAAGAGGGUCCAGAAGAGCAUCUCGCAGAAGAAACUCAAGCUGGACAUCGACAAGAGCGUGAGGCACCUGUACAUCUGUGAUUUCCACAAAAAUUUCAUUCAGAGCGUCCGAAAUAAAAGGAAGAGGAAGACAAGCGAUGAUGGCGGGGACUCUCCGGAGCAUGACACUGACAUUCCUGAGGUCGACCUGUUCCAGCUGCAGGUGAACACUCUCCGGCGAUACAAGCGGCACUACAAGCUGCAGACCAGACCAGGCUUUAACAAGGCCCAGUUAGCAGAGACGGUCAGCCGACACUUCAGGAACAUACCUGUGAAUGAGAAGGAGACCCUGGCCUACUUCAUCUACAUGGUGAAGAGUAACAAGAGCAGACUGGAGCAGAAGUCGGAGAGCAGCAAGCAGCUCGAGUGAGGGCGGCGCCCUGGAGGAGUGCGGCCUCAGGCCUGGCACACAGGUGACCCCUGCUGCGUGCACGCCCACAAAGACUGUUAAUUUUAUUGUAAAUAAAAAAGUUUGGUGAAUACUGUAAAUCUUUUUGGUCAGGAGAUUAUAUUCUCAUUCAGCAUAUGUAUAGAAAGACAUUCUUUUAAGGUAACUACUGGACUGUAAAAACAGGAUCAUAAAAAGAACUUAAAAUUAUGUAUUGCAGCACUCAGCAAAGCAUGACGUCAGCUCUGUGGGAUACAGGGUCUGAGCCAUCCCUUUGGAGCCCCGGGCUGUCACCUGCAUAAGGGUCUGGGAGGGACAGCAAGUGCAGACCCAGAUUGGGACUGCCCCCCCUCAUAGGCUUUGUCUGUUAUUAGCACACCUGCUAGACACUGGUGCCCCUCUGUUGCCCUGCACCUUCACCCCUCCAGCACAGCCCAGUGUUGUGGGCUAACUAAGCUGUCCCAGCUGUACCAGCCCGGCAGUGUCUGCCUCACUCCACUCGUUCCUGAGCCCUCUGCAUUCCUGUCAUUCGCUGCUGCUCACCUGCUGGGUGUGCAGGCAGCCUCAGGUACCAGCACGCGAUUGCAGUGGGACUGCAGGGCAAGUGGUCACAUGCGCAAGGCAGCACUGCUGGGGUUCUGGGCACGACGGCCAGCAUCCACACAGGAAGGUCUGUCACACGCCGCUCCAGGCUGUUCUUUAGGGUGAGGUCCUGCAGCGUAACUUGAGCAGUGCUCCUAGGCAGUCGGACUUUGACAAAUAGAGAGUUAGUGGCUGGGGCUCACGUCUUCAGAGGUAUUCAUCCCUAGCUCACGGCCACCAGUCCUGCCGAGGCCCGUGCUGUUCGCACCAGGAAAGCCAGCGGUCUGGGGGGCAUGGGCCCCCGGGCUCGGCCUCACAGCAGAGCAUGAGUUUGAGCAGCAGAGGUCCGUGCUGCCUGGCGCUCAGCUCUAUGAAGACCUUGCCUCCCUCCUAGGGAGAAAGAUGACUAAAGUCAUUCUUAAAGUAUUCAUCAUUUCUGACUUUUUUUUUGUCAUUGUUCAAUACGUCAGAUUCUUCUGUCUAAUUCUGAGCCAAAGUACCCUGUGAAAACAAAGCUUUAUAUCCAGAAGUUCGCUUUUGCAAAGUGCUGUAAUCGGUCUGUGGAGGGCAGCAGAUGCGGAUAGGCGGAUGGCAGAAAAAGAAGAGUAUUUGGGUUCCGAUUUCUAUCUUGACGAAUGUUAUCGUCAGGGGUGUUGCUGUCCUACCCAGUUUCCAUGUGAGUUAUUUCUUAAGCCUUAAACAAUAAAAGGAGCAACGGGCAGCUUGGCCCGAGGAGAGUUCGGUGUCCACAGACACCUUGCCAGGGCGGUGUGGACCACGCAAAGCCACGCCUACUCGGAUGGGUGGAAGUCUGAAGGUCUCAGUUCUGUGCAGCACAGCGCCAUCUUUUGGGGAAUGGGGACAGGGCCACCGCUGUCGCUAAAAUGCAUUGUGUUCCAUUGCAGCAAAGCUUUUAUCAGUGUUCAAAAUGCAUGUCUAGCAGGUUGCAGCCUCUUAAAACACAUAAUAGUGGGUGUGCGUAGAAUAUACUCUGGACCAGGCGCAGCCCCGCUUUGGCACUCUGGUUGUGAAAGGCCUCUCAAGGACUCUCGCCAUCGCGGGGGUCACUCGGACUCUGGACCUAUGUAGAGACUGUCUUCCUAUUUAAUAGCUGCUGGGUGCUGACGUGGGCAUCAAGAAGCUCAUUAGGGGCUGGUGUUGGGGACAGGUGGGACCCACCUCCACUCCAUGGCAGUGUCUGUGUCGUAUGGAGGAAGGAAGCAUACCUGUCUAGUAUUUAAACUGAAAUUGCAGGCAUGCAGACUGGGCCAAAGUUGGACAGCCGGUCUUUUCCGGGUUGCACGAGAGCAGUCCAUUCCAACCUAACAAGAAUGGCAUGUGCGCGGCCACUCGGGUGUGUCUGCAACGAUGAAGCUGCUCCAGCCAAACCUGGAGAGGGCUCCACUUCAGCCCAGCUCUGUGCACGAGAGUCCCUCGCUGCCUUUUCUCUGAUGGGGGCUGUUUCGGGAAAGGGGAGGUUGUGGUUUUCUUUCCAAUUCUUUAAAAUAGAUCAGGAGGGAUAAAAGACAAAGCUGUUCCAAGUACUUUCCUCACGCCCAAGAGUCUGUACUUUCAUCCAACCACUGCGCCACUUGCCUUAGCCUCCUCUGCAGCUUCUGGUGGCUUUAUCCAUGGGCAGGAGACUUCUGCCGAUGCGCAGCAGCCAGGCCCGCAAAGCCACAGCGCCCCGCUUCAGGGAGCAGUGGGUUUGGGGAACGCAGGACUCAUCUUGGCUGCUGCAUUUUUAUGCCACCUGUGGAGAACUCUUGCGCUUCCCCCACCUGGCUUCGCGGCAUUGCCUUCCGGUCUCUCUGGGCAAACUGGAAUUGGGACGUCAGAGCUGGCAUUGUCAUUUCCUUAAAGAGUACGGUUCCUGCCUCCACCCCCGCCUGGUAUGGCUCUUUCCUGUGCCCCAAAGGAGGCCACGUGGAAACUACCGUUUGUGUCCUUCUGUCUCGAGAUUUUAAAAGUACAAUUGGACAGGCUUCUUAUGCCAGGGAACAAACUCUUAGGUUGGCAGCAGCUUGUGAAAAUGAUCAGAGCUGAAUCUUGCAAAAGAUUAAAAACCAAAGGAUUUGAGACUGGUGGUAUAAAAUGAAGAGGAAUUUCCCGCAUGUGUUACAGCUGCGGGAUGUUCCUGUUGUAGCUAAGGACUCGCUGCUGUCCUCUCGGAAACCGUGUUAGUGAUGCUUGCAGAUGGAAUGUCACAGCUGUCCUUGGCACUUGGGCUGUUAUUUUGUAGGGACUUUUCUAUCACUGUCCUGCAGGCCAGCUGCCUGGUGCAAAGGACAGGAAGGGAGGACUUUCUACAGGGCUUUGCCUACUGAAAUGGGUGUCCCACUGUGAGAGCGGGCAAGGUGCUCCUAGCCAUGGCAGCGACCACAUCCAAAGACUGGGAAAGGGCCGUGACUCAUCCAGUGCAGCCUCCCCAUAGGUGCUGACAUUGUCCUGCAGCAGUCCCCACCGGGGAGCAGCCUGGGCUCACACAUCUCUGAGGACAGAGAACUCACUACCUCUCAGAGAAGCCUGUUCUGUCUCAGUAAACCUCUGGCUCUUCUGCAUUCUCUGUAAUUUCCAUCUUAGUCUCUGCCCCGUGGGGGCCAAGUGGAGAAAGCUUUCAUCUUGGCCAGGGAUCUGACUCCUGCCACCGUCCCAUGGCAUUACAUUACUAUCCGCAGAAAGGAGCUAGGACACAGACAUUUUGGUGCCCUGCCUAGCCUGCUCCCUGAGCACUGAUCCUGCUGAGCUCUUCAUUGGGGAAUUUUCAGAGAAUCCCAUCAGCUAGGUUUAUCCUGGCUUGUUCUUACAAAAGCUAUUGAAGUAUUGGAGGAGGGGCUACUAAGAAAUAACUUAAGACAGCUGAGGCCUUAGUUCUGCACUUCCCCCACAAGCACUAAUGCUUAUAACAUGAGUAGGAAAAGCUUCAGCUAGACUUGAAGAUAAUACUGGUACUUUGCGUGGAGUGUAAAGGUUCUGUGGCUGCUGGAAGCUUUGCCUUCAUUCCUGGAAGGACUUCACACUGGGUUUGAACUGAGAAAACAAAGCUUGAGGGAGUGGGGUAGGGCGCUAGGUGUCAGGAGUGCUAGCCCUUCAAGCUGGAAAGUCCUUCAAGGCUGCCAAUGUCAGUCUUCCAGUCUUAGCUAAUGAGGAAGCAGAGUUCAGCAGGGUCUGUCAGCACUGUGCGGCCUGGCCUGGCCUCCUCUGUGCUUGCUGCCAGCACUGUUCUCUCAUUUGCAGGUUCACUCAAGCAGCCUAAGGUAAGUGACCCUCAGAUUUCUGAGCCGUUGUGAAAGACAAGUCCUCAGAGCCAACACGGUUCUACUCCUGGACCAAGAACCCAAGGCUGAGUGACAUCACUAGGCCAGCUGAGUUUUGCAAAGUGAGCAAUAGGGAGGAACAGAUCUAGCCUCCAGGUUAAGAUCAGGAUUCAGGGCCCUCCUGGGAGGCAUGGUGGUGUCCUAGAACUUGAAUUCUCGUGAAGUGGGCUGGGGCUGUGACCUCUCAGCCCAACUUCUGCCACCCAGGUAGAGUUCUCAUGGUGCAGUUUCCAGUCCAUCACUGGGCCAGGCAAUGAAUGGAGCUGAGGGGCAGUGAGCUCAGGAUUGUGCCCGGGGUGCGGUGCUUCAGGGGUGCCUUUGUAUUCCUUUCACUGUUGCGGUCUGUCUCCCAGUACCCGGGUAGGAAGGGUUGUGUUGGUCUGGUAUUUCGGGGUGGAUUCCAGCAUGGAUGGAGAAGGUGGGACCUCGUCCUAUGGCAGAAAUGUCUGUGAUUGGUUGUUUUCUACAGCUUAUGUCUCAACACACCCCCUUCAGUUGCUUUCAUUUCUCUCUUUUACAUCACUGCUCUCUGUUAGGCUCAUCAGAGUGUAUCUUGGGGUAUGGGUUUUGGGGGUUUUCUUGUCCAUUUUGUAACUGCCUUAUUGAAAAGUAAGUGCCCUUCCAUUCCAGGCCUCCUCAUAUUGUACUUGUUUCCUGCCAAAUCUGGAGGGAUCCUUUGUAUUUUAAUUUUGUAACCUAUGGCUCUGUACUGUUGAAAGGCUCUCAGCUCUUUGGAGUCUCCUUAGUAUGUACGUGACUUUUCAUUUGCAAUAUCACACAGAUGGGAUGGCCCAACUUUUGCUCUUAA
Molecule: messenger RNA, 5324 nt
Organism: Octodon degus (degu)
Lineage: Eukaryota; Metazoa; Chordata; Mammalia; Rodentia; Octodontidae
Gene: Sap30l
Product: SAP30 like
Exons: 4
Coding region: 51-599 (182 amino acids)
Biological process (GO): regulation of DNA-templated transcription
Cellular component (GO): histone deacetylase complex
Molecular function (GO): protein binding; transcription coregulator activity
Source: RefSeq, a predicted model, not a curated record